CUGUAUUAGCUGUUUUUUUAAAACUGUUGUCGGUGACGGGGGAGGAGAUGUGGAUCUGGUCACAGAUUUACUUAGAAAGACUUUUUCAAAGCGGAAUUUAAAGUUAAAGCUUUACAUUGUAAGGUGUUUGUGAUCCUGAAACAGGAGGAACCAAUCAAUAGUCAAACAGUGGAUCAGUGCUGUUAUCUGCUGCUCCUCCCUCUGCUGCCUUCAGCUGGAUCUGGUUUCACUGCCUCCAACAGUCUUUGUUCAGCUGAAUGUGAGGAUGUUUGUUACCUGCUGAGAGCAGCCGAGAGUGAUUCACCUGCAGACUUCUGGUCACUUUAAAGCCUCUCUGUGUUUUCUGUUGGUGAGAAUCCCGGCGGCCUGUGAUUGGUCGGAUGUCAGGACUGGUCAGUGGAUAUCUGCAGGGUUUCCAGACUGUGGGUUAGUGGGCUGCCGACAGCAAACAGUCCACAGGGUUAAACACCUCCGAGGUCCACGUGCACGAUGCCUCGUGAUGUUGUCCUGCUGCUGCUGCUGGUUGUGUUGGGGGCGUCCAGCGGCUGCCUGCAGGACCCCACGCCGGCCUACGGACUGACCGGGGCUGUGUGUCGCCUCACCUACCCCGCUGCUGUCGUCUUGAACGAGAAAACCACUAAAGUGAUCGAGGCAGCGUUCCAACAUGCUCGAUACCCGAGUAUGAAGGGAGAGAAAUCCCUGCUGUUCAUCGGUAGAGUCCUGUACGGCCUCGACAAUUUGGAGAUUCACAACCUGUCCAUCGGUCGGAGUGCGUUUGAGCUGCGUCCAGGUGAAGGCAUCGCCAUGGAGAUCAGUAACGUUUCUGCAGUGUUCAGAGGAACCAUCCAGUAUGGAUACGGCAGCUGGCUAGUCAAUGUUGGACAUUCCCUGGACUUUGAGAUCGAGUCUCAGAUUGAUCUGGGAAUCAACCCCAAACUAUACUGUGGUGAAGGUAAAGUCGCGGCCGAUACAUCCGACUGUUACCUGAACUUCCACAAGCUCCGCCUUCACCUGGAGGGAGACAAAGAACCGAACUGGUUAAAGAAGCUCUUCACCGACUUCAUCACCUUCACCGUGAAGCUGGUCGUUAAAGGACAGAUCUGUAAGGAGAUCAACAAGGUGGCCAACAUCCUGGCCGACUUCAUCCAGGAGCAGGCAGAGCAGUUCCUGAGUGACGGAAACAUCAGCGUGGAUAUCGGAGUGACGACGGCUCCAGUUAUUACUGCAAACUACAUCGAAUCAUAUCACAAGGGUUUGACCAACUACAACAACACGACUGCUGUGAUCAGAGACUCUGGUUUCCAUCCCAGUCAGCUGACCGAACAGAGGAUGCUCUACUUCUGGGUCUCAGACCAGGUGUUCAACCCGAUGCUCUCUGCUGCUCACCUGGACGGACGCUUCCAGCUGAAUGUCUCUGGAGACGAACUCUCUAACCUGCUCCAGACUCACCUGUCCAGCAGCUCACCUGAGCUCAUCACACAGUGUCUGAAGGAUCCGUCGUCCUCUCGGUUCUCCGUCUGGAGUUCUUCUGUUCCUCGUCUCAACACGUCCAGCUCCGGUUCCUCCGUCUGGACUCAGGCCUCAGCAGAACUUCACUGUGGAACCGGAGGAACGCCGACGCUCUCCUUCCAGACGGAUGUGAUUCUAGAUGUCUCGGUUUCUUAUUCGGAGAAGAAACUCUUCAUGCAGGGAGACGUCAAAAAAGUGUCUCUGAUCAGAGCCGAGCUGCCGCUGCAGGAUGAGAAGCUCCAGGAGUUUAUCAGAGAAGCUGUGCAGAAAGUCGGAGUUCCUGAAGUCCUGUCUGUUCUGGAGGUGGAACUCACUCGACUUCUGGACAAACAGGGAACGAACUUAUUCACCAUCUUCAACCCUGAGGUUCUACCUGGAGACGGCUUCACGGUGAUUCAGAUGGACUUUGGGUUUCCUCACCACCUGCUGGUGGAGUUUCUGAAGAAAACUCUGCAGUCAAACUGAGCAGCUGCAGAACUUCAGGACCGGACUUCAAACGUUUGAUUUGGUUCCAUAGAAGGUUCCUCAGAGGUUCUGCAGCUCCACGUCACGUUUAAACACAUCGACUACGACACAAUUAAAAUCCGACCGAUGGACGACACCUGCUCACACCUGUCAGUGGGCGGAGCUUCCUGCAGCAGGUCAGUGGAGGUAGUGUGAUGUUCUGAUGACGUUUGGUGAUGUUCUGAUGAUGUUCUGACGGAAACCUCUGGACGUUACCGUGACCUUCACCAGAUCUCAGACGGAACAUCUGGAGGACGUUCUGGAGAAACCAUCCAUGGAAGCUCCUCAGAAGGAAACAGGAACGGGGAAAAAAAAACAACCACCAGGAGACACAAAACGACCAGAAAUUAAACGCUGAACAACUUUAGAGGAAAAAAAAAACACCGAAAAGAGAAGGAAGGUGACCACAAAUAGACAAGAAACAACAACAGAGAUACAAAGAGGCAAAACACUAAAAUGAAAACAUAAGAAAAGACCAGAAAGACACAAAACACUCACUGUCAUAAGAUCCUAGAGGUAUGAGAUCCCUGAGUCAGCUAUAGGUGCAGGCUUCUGGCAGAAUAACGGAUAAAUGAGGGGACACAGUAUGAUAUUAUAACCUGUGAUUUAUGAUUGAUUCAUGCUGUAACAUAAUAAAUGUGUUUAACCAAG
Molecule: messenger RNA, 2664 nt
Organism: Amphiprion ocellaris (clown anemonefish)
Lineage: Eukaryota; Metazoa; Chordata; Actinopteri; Pomacentridae
Gene: cetp
Product: cholesteryl ester transfer protein, plasma
Exons: 20
Coding region: 490-1974 (494 amino acids)
Biological process (GO): high-density lipoprotein particle remodeling; very-low-density lipoprotein particle remodeling; low-density lipoprotein particle remodeling
Cellular component (GO): high-density lipoprotein particle
Molecular function (GO): cholesterol binding; triglyceride binding; phosphatidylcholine binding
Source: RefSeq, a predicted model, not a curated record